GCGACUUUCUUCGGCGACAUUUCAUCGCGACGCCGGGGACGGCGUGGUGGAAGCGUCGCCGUUCGUUCGAAGUUCCCGCCGGGGAGAAGGGCGAGGUGUGGCGCCUCCGUCUCUUGCGCUGUUCCGGAGCCCGCGGUAGCCUGACGGGGUUUUCCUCGCUGUUGCCGCCGCGCCGGCGCCAUGUCGACGGGCUUCUCUUUCGGAGCCGGCACGCUGGCGACGGCUGCUGCGGCAGCGGCGGGGACUGGAGGAGGAGGCGGCGGAGGGGGCUUCUCGUUUGGAGCCGCCGCUCCGAGUUCAACAGGAGGGCUUAAUUUUGGGAGCCUGGUCUCAGCACCAACCACCACAACAGCUGCUUCUGUGGGCUUUGGAACUGGACUUUUUAGCACAAAGCCUGCCACUGGUUUUACACUGGGAGGAACCAAUACAGGAACAGCAACGACCAUUGCAACUGGAUUGUCACUUGGCACACCUGCUACUACUUCUGCCCCAACUACAGGCUUUAGUUUAGGAUUUAACAAACCUGCAGGAUCGGCCACUCCAUUUGCUUUGCCUAUCACGUCUACCUCUGCAGGCCUGUCGCUUUCUUCUGCUCUUACAUCAGCCCCUGCAGCAGGGUCCACUGGUUUUACAUUAAACUUGGGAGGCACAGCUGCUCCAACCACCACUGUGUCUACAGGCCUUUCUCUAGGAAGUGCCUUAGCUGGAUUAGGUGGGACACUCUUUCCAAAUGCAAGCACCGCUGCAACAGGUCUUGGACAGAAUGCUUUUGGCUUGACUCUGGGGGCAGCAGCAGCGGCAGCACCAGCCACUACCGUUAAUGAAGGUCUCGGCGGCAUAGACUUCAGCAGCUCUUCAGACAAAAAGAGUGACAAAACAGGAAUUAGGCCAGAGGAUAGUAAAGCCCUUAAAGAUGAAAAUCUACCUCCAGUGAUCUGCCAAGAUGUAGAAAAUCUCCAGAAGUUUGUAAAAGAACAAAAACAGGUUCAGGAGGAAAUUAGUCGAAUGUCUUCCAAAGCAAUGCUUAAAGUACAGGAGGACAUUAAAGCUUUGAAACAACUCUUAUCGGUGGCUGCCAGUGGAUUACAGAGGAACACUCUUAAUAUUGACAAACUGAAAGUGGAAACUGCUCAGGAGCUUAAAAAUGCUGAAAUAGCAUUGAGAACACAGAAAACGCCUCCUGGUCUUCAACAUGAAAAUACAGCCCCAGCCGACUACUUCAGGAUCUUGGUUGAACAGUUUGAAGUACAGCUGCAACAGUACAGGCAACAGAUUGAAGAGCUGGAAAACCAUCUUGCCACUCAGGCAAAUAAUUCACAUAUAACUCCACAAGAUCUGUCUAUGGCAAUGCAAAAAAUUUAUCAAACGUUUGUCGCUCUUGCUGCACAGCUUCAGUCAGUGCAUGAAAAUGUGAAGAUGCUCAAAGACCAGUAUCUUGGUUAUAGAAAAACCUUUCUGGGAGAUUCCAUGGAUGUCUUUGAGGCAAGGCGAGCAGAGGCCAAGAAGUGGCAGACUGCCCCGCGUGUUACAACCGGACCCACUCCUUUCAGCAACCUACCAAACGCAGCAGCCGUUGCCAUGGCUGCAACCCUUACGCAGCAGCAGCAGCCUGCAACAGGGCCACAGCCGUCUCUGGGAGUUAGUUUUGGAACACCAUUCGGGUCAGGUAUUGGCACUGGCUUGCAAUCAAGCGGCUUAGGCUCUUCAAGCCUUGGAGGGUUUGGAAGUAGCUCUGGUUUUGGAAGCACUGCUACAGGUGCAUCAACGUUUGGAUUUGGAACGACAAAUAAGCCUUCAGGAAGCCUUAGCGCAGGCUUUGGCAGUUCAAGCACAUCUGGGUUUAACUUCAGCAAUCCUGGCAUCACAGCAUCAGCUGGCCUGACAUUUGGGGUGUCCAAUCCAGCCUCCGCAAGCUUUGGCACGGGAGGACAACUUCUUCAGCUGAAGAAACCCCCAGCUGGAAACAAGAGGGGGAAAAGAUGAAGUGUUGAGGAGGGGAGGCCCAAAGGCGGGCUGGGGCAGGAAGGAGGGGCGCUGCUACUUUUGUGUGGCUCAUUGUGAGAAAAUCUAUUUUUUUAAGCUGAUAAGACAGGUGCUCCACGUCUUGGAGAUUUAUACUCUUUUGCUACUUCUCCCUGUUCUGGAUUAUCAAAAUGUAAUUAUAACAAACAGCUAUUUUCUUGUGAAUCAAAGCCCAGUUAAGAACUUUUUUUGUCUUAAGUUUAAAAUAUGUAUUUCAUGAUUAAAGAACCCUGUAAAAUCAUCUAUUUAACCUGAUAACAGUAGCAGAAUAUUUUUGUCAAUAAGCUUUAAACUGUGUAGAGAUAAUGCAUAUUUGGAGGGGUUUUGUUUUUGUAUGGAUAAAGUAUAUUCUAGUAAAAUUGCUAGGGCCCGUAUCUUGUUUCUUGAUAGGGCCUUUUAAAGUCAUCAGGGUGGUUUUGUGUAUAUGUAUGUAAAUAUAUACAGUACAAAUACACAGUUGCUUGUGCAUACUGUUACAUGUAAUUCAUUUCAGACUUUUCUUAUAAGGGUGAGGGGUUAGGUCAGGUGCUGUGCACACAGUACACUGCCCUGUGCGUGAUGGAGAACGGGGUCAGGAACAUGCUUUGCUGCCAUGCCCAGUCACUGCCCCACUUCCAUUAUCACUGGGCAUAAUGUUUUGAUGGGGCUACGGGUGUACAAACCAGUGUGCAUAGAUGCCAAUUGCCUAUUCAAUUUGGCAGACUUGUGGGAAGAGGCCCCUGUGAAAUAGGGCCUACAUGGGUGGACCCACCGGGAUAUCAUACCCUCAAGUUAGCAUCAAAGGCGGGACAGGAAUGCUGCGUGAAAGGAGAAGUAGGGGUUGUUUCUUAUCCCUGUACCCUAGAGCUGUAGCAAGGGGGGGACACGCCCGGUGCAGUGGUGCGUCCUCCGCCCCUGCCUCUCCAACGUCCACCCUGGAACGCCCUCACCUCGCCCCCACAGGGGUGCACGCACACACCCUGUCCCCUUGGAGCUACACCUCUGCUGUACCCUGUCACGUGAAAGAGAGUGAUCUGUGGACAUAUCUUAAAUAAAUGUUUCCUAAAUUUAGGUUUGGGUCUGAGUGGUUCUGUUCCCCACCCCACAUACAUGUGUGGUUCUGUCCCCUACCUACCUACACACACACGUAGUGCAUGUAAAGUUUCAGCAUAUCAAUUACCUGUCGUUACAUUCAUUAAUGCAUGCGUUUCCGGGUCAUAAGACAUUGCAAGUUGUUUCAUCUCUUGUUUCCCAUUCUUACGUUGUUUCCAUUCAGUGUGCUCAACUGUGAGUUCACAGUUAGCGUACUCGGAUUAAUCGUUUUUGAGCUGUAGCGGUAUGUUUUCCGUUUUAGGGCUUCCAUGGAUUUGGAGAGCAGACGACUGAUUCUUGUGUUUCGAAAUAGCCCCAGUCUGCACAAAUCACUCGUGAGAGCAGCUCUGCUUGAAUGACAAACGUACUCCAGGAAGGACAGGGCAAAAACUCCUAGAAACAGAGCGCAUUAAAGAUGAGGCAACCUUUAUCCAUGAACUGUAGCUUCUUCCGCAGAUGUUCUUGUUCCCCCUUGCAAUGUGCACACAAGCAGUACGCAAAAGAAAUCAGUACAAGCUGGGGCUGUUUCAGAACCAACGAAUCUACUCUGUUCAGGCAUUCAUUUCCAGUAUAGAUGAAGAAGCUUAGGCUAUUCUGAGAUAAGUAUCAGCUCCAAAAAGGAGAUGCUUGCUUAUAUUCAAAGACAGCAGGUGCAAUAAGUAGCUACAAAGCGUAGAUCAAUGCCGUAUACUAAGAGUGGACUACGGGACAGUCUUGAAAUAGAGUUUAGGGGGCGGCAGUCUUGCGCGUCGAAGAAGUAAUAGCAACAUUGGUUUCCUGAAACUAGGAGCUGUCCUGUCCGGCCCAGCAUGGAACCCAUUAAUUUCAAUGGGACAGAGGAGGGGACAUUCUGUUAACUAGGCUGUCUCAUUACUGCCGCAUGUGUCUGUAUAGAACUUCAGUGAGGUCUAGUCUUUUUACACAGAAACUGUUUUGUAUAUAAUCCAAGCAAAUAUUUACAGCUAUCAUCUAGGCACUUUUAAAAAAUAAACAGUAUAAUGUACAUAAUUCUGGUUUUGAAAUUGUCUGCUUUUGGUUGUUGAGUAUUAUUUUGUAAGUUCCAGCUGUUUUUAUGUCUUCAUAUGUAAUGAGUAAAUCUGGCAGACGUUGUGUCUUAGAUGUGAUGUUCAGAAACAAGGGGGGCUUGCCUUUCAGCUUAUCAAACACCUACUUUCAGCAGGUUUUUUUUUAAAGGUAGAGCUUCUGAACCUGAUAAAAUUAAGAAAAGCUUAAAAGACCACAGCUUUAUUUUUGAAUUAGUGUUAACGCUAUUAUGUUUCAGUUUAAAGAACAGCAAAUCUGACUUGUGUGUUUCUGUUUUUUACGAGAUGACAGUGUUGAACCACUGAAUUUUCUCACUGUAUAUAAUUUGUGAACCUAUUUUUUUAACUGUUGCUGUCUGUCCACACGUGCAUCUUUCUGUUUUCACAGAUUAAAAAAAGUGAUUGAA
Messenger RNA from Sphaerodactylus townsendi, 4543 nucleotides. RefSeq names its product nucleoporin 58 (gene NUP58). Lineage: Eukaryota; Metazoa; Chordata; Lepidosauria; Squamata; Sphaerodactylidae. Gene Ontology annotation, cellular component: nuclear pore. The record is from RefSeq and is a predicted model, not a curated record. The coding region runs from base 181 to 1983 and encodes 600 amino acids. The transcript has 16 exons. Gene Ontology annotation, molecular function: structural constituent of nuclear pore. Gene Ontology annotation, biological process: nucleocytoplasmic transport.